AAAACUAUGACGAGCUCUAGUUCUGCUAAAGAUGUAAAGCAAAAAGCAGCCUUUCACUUUCGAAAUCUUAGCCAAAGUAUAGGUUCAGAAAAAGAUUUGGAUAACUUAAAUGACAUUGGUAGCAGCUCUUCACUUAAAAAAGCACCUGUUAAAAAGUUUUCUGAAUCUCAAUCUAAAGAAGACAGAACUAUGAAUAAUGUUUCUACAACAAAAUGGCGACUUAGCUAUAACGCACCUCAACCUAGUGAGUUAGCAGAGAACCCCUCUGAUUAUAUGGAUACAAAUUUCAAUGAUGAUACAACAAACCUACCUUCAAAUACAAAUGAAGAUAACAUCGCUAGUAAAACAGAAGAAGAAGGAGUGGAGUCAUUACCAGCUGGCAGCGAUGCAUUUAUCAGUCAGGGUGAAACUUCUAAUUAUAUUUGUAAAAAAAUAAAGCAGAGAGAAUGCUCAACAUAUAUAGGCCAAUCAAAGAAUGAAAAGAAAGAAAUCUGUGGCUGCGGACGUUCUAAAGAGGAGCAUACAUCUGUUUCAUCAGCAGAGUCUACAACAUGGAACUACAAAAAACAUGCAGCAUUACAAAAGUGUGACUCUUUUGGCAAAAUAGAGUUUAUUGGAGUGGGAAGCAAGACAACUACUGCACUAUAUUCCAGAAUAGACUGUGAUACAAAAUGCAGGGAUGUUUGGGAACUGAUGAUUACACAUUGGAAAAUGACCCCACCCAAACUGCUCAUAUCAGUAACUGGUGGAGCUCAGAAAUUUGAGCUUAAGCCAAGGCUUAGCUCCCUUCUUAAGCUGGGGCUUGUUGGGGCCGCAGUCAAUACAGGUGCCUGGCUGAUCACAGGUGGAACAGCAUCAGGUGUAAUGGAGUUUGUAGGUGAGGCUGUGAAACAUCACAUGACCAUAAAUGGAAGUGGCUCUGACGAUGCUUGUGUGGCUCUGGGUAUUGCCACAUGGGGGAUUGUAAAGAAUAAUGAAUCUCUGAGUGGAUUUAAGAAUACUGGUGCAUGGCCAGCGUCCUAUAAAUAUGAAGAUGAGAAGAAUUCAAAAUGUCUCCCUUUGGAUCCUAAUCAUACACACUUCCUGCUGGUGGAUGAUGGGACAGUAAACAAGUUUGGAGUGGAGAUAGAGUUCCGCUCAAAGCUGGAAAGAUUUAUAGCCAAACAAAAGGCCCCAAACCAAGACAUAAAAAUCCCAGUGGUACUGAUCGUGGUGGAAGGAGGUUUUGGAACAAUGAAAACAGUGGAAGAGUCUGUUAAAAAUGGCAUUCCUGUGGUUAUUGUCAAGGGUUCUGGAAGGGCCGCAGAUCUGUUGGCCUCUGUGUUUGAGCUGAAAGCAAAAAAUAACCUUGACAAUCCUGAGGAAGAAAUAAAGAAAUGUUUUGAUACAAAGGACACCCCAGAAGAUAGAAGAAAUAUAGAAAACUGCAAAGCUCAGUUAAAAUCAUGCUUUAAAAAACCCUAUUUGAUCAAUAUUUUUGACCUUGAAAAGUGUGAUUCAGUAAAAGAUAUUGAUCUGGCUAUAUUACGUGCUUUGCUGAAAGCCAACCAAUCAGAGUGUAAGGCUCAGCUUGGUUUAGCACUGGCCUGGAACAAAUGUGAAGAUGCCAGAAAGCACAUAUUUAUUUCUUCAAACAGGUCAAAGUGGAAGAUGAGAGACCUGUAUGAUGCCAUGUUUGUAGCCAUUGUGCAAGACAAACCUGAUUUUGUUCAACUAUUCUUAGACAAUGGCGUUGAGCUUAAAAAGUUCCUUAAUAUCCAAACUCUCUGGAAGCUUUAUCACAGUUGUCUGAAUAUGCCAGAUAGCAUUGAGGCAGCAAUUGUAAAGGGUGAACUCAAAUUUCAGGAGCAAAGUUUGAAGGCAUACUUGACCUGUCGCUCUCUUGAUGACUGGAAAGAUUUGCCGAAAGAAACACUGCUGUAUAGCAUCAACAAAGUCAUCAUCAGUUUACUGAAGGAUGACUCAUAUAAUUUUUAUUUUGGUGAGGAUUAUCAUGUACAGUGUGAUAGCGCGGCAAAUCCAAUGCAUUGGGAAGGAGAUGAAAAAAUAAUUCAACGAAGCUACAAUUCUAAAUGUGAGGGACACAUUGACUCCGACAAAGAGGCUCCUGACAAAUUGGCUCCCGAUAUAAGGGCUCCUGACAAAUGGCCUCACGACAAAUGGUCUCACGACAUAUUGGCUCCCGACAAAUGGAAACCUUUUAGAACUGUCAAGAUUGGUUUUGAAUAUCCAGAAAGAGAUUUAUUCAUCUUAGCAGUAGUUUUCAACAGGAAAAAAAUGGCUGAUUUGUUUCUAAAAUUGGGAGUAGACCAGAUUGGAACCUCACUUGUGGGCUCUGCAAUUCUGAAAGGACUAUCGAAACGAGCUGAAAAUAGUGAGGAAACUGCCCUGAGCAUUAGUUAUAAUGAACAUUCUCAAAUACUCGAGAGAUUUGCUAUAAAUGUUUUGAGUGAAUGCUACCAACGGAACAAAGUAGAUGCGCAAACCCUGUUAUUUCGAGAAAUGAAACAACUUGGAGGUGUUCCUGUUCUCCUUUUGGUUGAGAGGCAGGAGCUGAUGGACUUUGCUGAGCAUCCAGCUUGUCAGACCAAGCUAGCCAGCGUGUGGAAGGGAGAUCUUUCACCACAAACUUCCCAGUUUAGGAUUUUUGCAUCGAUCAUCCUACCAUUCCUAAUUCCAUUUAUGAAGUUUAUAGAACAUUCACAUAAAAUACGGUCCAACCAAGUAGCACCAUCAACUUGUCUGCCGAAUAAGAGGAAACUUUCCUUACAAAAUAACACUGAAGCUAAGCCAAACACUUCCAGAGAAGUCAGGGUGGGCUGUGUAAAUGAUGGUACAAAGAUUAGCUUGACCAGAGCCAUCCACAAGUUCUACUCAGCUCCUGUCACUAAAUUCUCAACAAAUAUUAUUUCCUAUAUAAUCUUCCUUGGGUUGUUUAGUUUUUUCCUUCUGACUAACGUGCGUCCAGUUACACUAGAAGAUUCUCCAUCUGUAGUGGAAUUUGUUGUCUACGCAUGGUUUGCUACUAUGUUUAUUGAAGAGAUACGACAGGUCUGGGCAGUAAGCCAAGUUUCACCAAAAUUUAAAUUCAUGAGAUGGUGGAGUAACACUUGGAACGUGUUUGACUUGAUUAUGUACAUUGCCGUACUUGUUUCUAUCAUACUGCGCUUCAACUUGAAUGAAGAAACAUUUCUUGGCGUACGAAUAGUUUACUCUGUCACCUUAAUUUUGGCCUACUUGAGAUUCAUGCAGUUUUUCUUUGCAGAGCCACAUAUGGGGCCUAAGGUCAUCAUGAUUCGAAGAAUGCUGACAGACCUAUUGUUUUUUUUCUUCAUUCUGGUGGUUUUUAUUCUGAGCUUUGGUGUUGGCUACCAUGUCAACAUGUUUCCUAAUCAGCCAAUUAGUUGGUCAAUCUUGGCCAAUGUUGUUAAGUACCCGUACUUUCAAAUUUACGGAGAGCUGUUUUUAGAUGAUCUUAAAGGAAAAAACGAUGGAGACGACGGCUGCACCAAAAAUGAAACAAUCUGGAGAGAAAAUCUUUCAUUAAGAUGUCCUGAAACAAAUCCCAUCGUUUACAUAUUUCUCUCCCUUUAUUUGGUGUUAACCAACAUUUUACUAAUCAACCUUCUGAUAGCUAUGUUCAGUUACACUUUCCAAAGAGUGCAGGACAAUUCAACAAAGGUGUGGCGCUUUCACAGGAUCUCAUUGGUGAAUGAAUACUUUGACCGGCCCACCUUGGCGCCUCCAAUAAUUAUUUUAAACCACAUUUGGAGAAUUAUCGGUCACUACUAUCCUUGUGUGAUAAUCGGAGAAAGACAAAAAUUUGGUAUGGAGCUUUCACAAGAUGCUAACAAUCGACUAAGACUUUUUGAAAAAGCUGCUGUUGAUACUUACUUGGCUCAGAAGUUUGUGAACGAGAGAGAAUUUUUAGACAACAGAGUAGCAACAACUGCAGAAAGGCUGGAGCAUUUGAUGGCUGACCUCCAGAUGGUCAAAGAAUACAUCCAAAGAAGCCAGUCCUUGUGUGAGAAAUGCAAAGAUACCUCAUAAUCUGUGACUUUCAAAUUAUAUAUAAUCUGUGAUCUUCUCAGUAGAUUUUUAUAUUUAUUUAAAGAUCUUUUUCCAAAUCAGUGCUAUUUAUUUUUAAGCAGUUGUUUAUGUAACCAAAUCAUUUAUUUAAUCAAAUCAUUGCUAUUUUGUUGUAAGCUGUUUUUUAUGUAACCUAAGUUCAACAUGGAAACGAUUGUGUGCUUUCACGUGGUUAUAAUUAAAAUUUGUAUAUCCAAUGCAAAAAGAAAGCAUAAUGCAUUUAAUAGUUUAACAAACACCCUAUUGGUAUUUACUUAAUCAGGGACGACAAAUGUCAAAACAUGAUGCCCAUUAAUUAUGCAGAGGAUAUUCUCUACACAUUAUUUUUAUCACCAAUUACUUCUUAACCUUUUGAGCAUAUUUUUUUACUAAUAAAUGUGUAUUAUAUUAUAUUUUAAAACAAUUUUUAAAAAUAGCUAUGCAUCUUUUAUUAAUACUUAAGCCUACAAAUGUACAUAAAGUGU
This is a messenger RNA of Physella acuta, 4553 nucleotides long. Its product is annotated as transient receptor potential cation channel subfamily M member-like 2. NCBI's taxonomy places the organism in Eukaryota, Metazoa, Mollusca, Gastropoda, Physidae. The record is from RefSeq and is a predicted model, not a curated record. Gene Ontology annotation, biological process: calcium ion transmembrane transport. Gene Ontology annotation, molecular function: ligand-gated calcium channel activity. Gene Ontology annotation, cellular component: plasma membrane.